AUGAAAUUAAUUGGAAUCCCUAUUUUUUUAUCAGUCUUACUCCUCCUUUCUGCUUCUGCUUAUCUUGUUAUACAUAAGAAUAGUAGUAUACUGAUAAACUUAGAGUCUGGCUUUGAAUAUUCUAGCUGUUUGAAUAUCGAAAUUGUUUAAGUUGGACAUGCUUAUCCUACUUACGAUUUAUAUGCUUUAAAUAUUUGUGAAAAACCUAAAAGAUUUACUUUGGUCUAUAGUUUUGCAGGAAAUCCUCCUAAAACUUUCGUAUCAUAAUGCUUAGAGUAGAAUUAAAAAGAAGAUACUCCUCUCAUUUACUAGUUUUCUGUAGUAACUAAAUCUUCUUAAGAAGAUUGCUGA
Tetrahymena thermophila SB210 is the source of this 351-nucleotide messenger RNA. RefSeq names its product transmembrane protein, putative. The record is from RefSeq and is a predicted model, not a curated record. The transcript has a single exon. Lineage: Eukaryota; Ciliophora; Oligohymenophorea; Hymenostomatida; Tetrahymenidae.